ACCCCCACCCCCGCAGAGGACCGACUGCCCAGACCGCCGGUCCCGGGGCUCCCUGGGCGUGGCCGAUCCCAGGGAGCCCCCCGACUGCCUCCCCGAGCUGGGUGGGGAAAGGGAUCUUAGCCCGCCGCCGCCUCCGAGCGGGCCGCCAGGACUCCGGAGGCCGGAGAUGGGCGCCCGGCCCUCGCGGCGACGGCUGCCCGCGGACCCGCCCCUAGCCUUGGACGCGCUGCCCCCGGAGCUGCUGGUGCAGGUGCUGAGCCACGUGCCGCCGCGCGCCCUGGUGACGCGCUGCCGCGCCGUGUGCCGUGCCUGGCGCGAUGUGGUGGACGGGCCCACCGUGUGGCUGCUGCAGCUGGCCCGCGACCGCAGCGCCGAGGGCCGCGCACUCUACGCAGUGGCCCAGCGCUGCCCGCCCAACAGCGAGGACGAGGAGUUCCCGCUCUGUGCCCUGGCGCGGUACUGCCUGCGCGCGCCCCUCCGCCGCAACCUCAUCUUCAACUCCUGCGGAGAGCAGGGCUUCAGAGGCUGGGAGGUAGAGCAUGGCGGGAACGGCUGGGCCGUGGAAAAGAACCUAACACUGGUGCCGGGGGCUCCUUCCCAGACCUGCUUCGUGACUUCUUUCCAAUGGUGCUUCAAGAGGCAGCUUGUAGACUUGGUGAUGGAAGGAGUGUGGCAGGAGCUGCUGGACAGUGCCCAGAUCGAGAUCUGUGUGGCCGACUGGUGGGGUGCCCGAGAGAACUGUGGCUGCAUCUACCGGCUCCGGGUCCGCCUCCUGGAUGUGUACGAAAACGAAGUGGUCAAGUUCUCGGCCUCACCCAACCCGGUCCUUCAGUGGACGGAGAGAGGCUGCCGACAGGUGUCUCAUGUCUUCACCAACUUUGGCAAGGGCAUCCGCUACGUGUCUUUUGAGCAGUAUGGGAGGGACACGCGUUCCUGGGUGGGCCACUAUGGCGCCCUCGUGACCCACUCCAGUGUGAGGGUCAGGAUCCGCCUGUCCUAGC
This is a messenger RNA of Odobenus rosmarus divergens (Pacific walrus), 1001 nucleotides long. RefSeq names its product F-box protein 17 (gene FBXO17). The coding region runs from base 167 to 1000 and encodes 277 amino acids. Gene Ontology annotation, biological process: glycoprotein catabolic process; SCF-dependent proteasomal ubiquitin-dependent protein catabolic process. Gene Ontology annotation, cellular component: SCF ubiquitin ligase complex; cytoplasm. Gene Ontology annotation, molecular function: ubiquitin protein ligase activity; protein binding. NCBI's taxonomy places the organism in Eukaryota, Metazoa, Chordata, Mammalia, Carnivora, Odobenidae. The record is from RefSeq and is a predicted model, not a curated record. The transcript has 6 exons.